AUGUGGAACAACAGGGACGUCUUGCAUGGGGCAGAAGAUGGCGGCCAGGCGGAGGCUGAGGCUGAGGUGGAGGUUGUUCUGGAUCUCCCCCACCGCCGAGUGACCUUCUCCACGGCCAAUCAGGCACAGGACCUGCAGGACGCGUCCCAGCACAGCUACUAUGACAGCGGCCUGGAGGAGUCGGAGACGCCCAGCUCAAAGUCGUCGUCAGGGCCGCGGAUCGGGCCCCUGGCGCUGCCUGAGGACCAUUACGAGCGGACCACACCUGACGGCAGCAUCGGCGAGAUGGAGCACCCGGAGACUGACCUCAGGCCUCUUCCCGACGUGGCAAUGACCGGUAACUGCACUCGUGAGUGCACUGAGUUUGGCCACUCCGACUCCUGCUGGAUGCCUGGCGAGCCUUCCCCUACCCGCAAGGUGUCCAAGAACGCCCCCAAGCUCUCCACCUUCGUGCCUUACCAGGAGAUGGACGGGCAGGAGCAGCUGAUGGCCAACGGCAGCCCCAAGCCCCUGACAGAGGAGCGCGGGACGGGUGGUGGCGGCGGUGGCAGUGGCUCCAAAGUGGCCAACAUGCGGUUCAUGACUCCCUACAGCAGUGCCUACCCCGGGGGCGGAGACUCGUCCGGUAAAGACUGUGGGUUGGAGGAGAUCCCGCUGAGCCAGGCAGUGGAGUAUCACUCGGCCACUACUCCGACUGGCCAGACCUCCAAGAGGGAGAUCUACCUGUGAGGGCGCAGCUCUCCACCUUAAACCUCCUCAUCGCCCCUCAUCAUCCCCCUGUCGCUGCUCGCCGCCACCCGCCCCACCCCCUCACUGCCGACCCCUGUGCCUAUUACUCGCUGUGCCGCAGCACCGACUUCCCUUCUUCCUUUUUAUAACUGCAUCCACCUUACAAGGCUUUAGACCCCGCCCACCUCGCCCACUGCCACCGCCACCACCCUCCUCUAGAAACCAAUCAAAUGUAAAAUAGAAUUAAUUAAAAUCAACUGAAGAAAACACGCGGCGGCCGCUGCUGCGGAAGGAAUGUAAACUACACCACAUCGUUGUGAUAAUUUAAUGGGAAACUAUUUAGCUACUCACGUAUUUGAGUUGGAUUUUUGUGCGUUGCUUUAGGCUAUGUUGCUGUGUUGGAACAGAAAAAGAAAAAACACCUUCGGGGGGAGAAGGAAAAGAACUCUUUGUAAAUCCUACUUAAGUAUACUGUGUAAUGCUAUCUAUCCUGAAUAUUUUUUGGAAUUGUUUGAUUUCGUUUUUCAUUUUUCUCUGUCAACUCCGGGAAAUACAUUUUUGAGCCGAGUUGCAUCAAAUCAACCGGGCUCGUUUUUAUCAGGAACAGCUCGCCGUCAACGUAAGACGUUCACAGAAACGCAGCUGUUUUCCAACCUCCGGAGUUGUUGUGGAGAACUUUUCCAGGUCUGUUUAUUUUUUGCCGUGAAGAGGUCUUUUUUCAGUGUACAGAGCUGUAAAUAUGACAAACAGUGACAGAGGAAACUGCAGUGGCUGUGAGUGUGGACCCGUGGCUGUCGUGCUGUCUGCAGAUCUUCUUGUAACAUCAGAUCGAUGGACUGAAAUAUUUCGCAUUUACAGAGAAACGACGCUGCGGCGUCCGACGUCACGCUGCAGGAACCUGGACUCUUGAGCAUCACCGACGGUGCCGAGUUACAAACACAAGACUUUUUUUUUUUUUUCUCUCUCCUGUACAACACACUUCUUCAAUUUGGGUUCACGAGGGAGACAAAAUCAUUCGAGGUGCAACGAAACCAGUUUAUUAAGAACUGAGAGAAAUCUGAGUUCUUCAGUGGAUCAGCCAAAGGAUUUAAUUUAUAAUAUCAAUGCUCUUGUCAGUAGUAUACCAUAAAAUCAAAAGUUAGAUUUAUUCUCACAAAAAAAGUCACAUGAAAACAAAUAGUUUAAUGUCCUGCUAACUACAUCUUCAGGCAGCAGUGUUCAUUGUAGAGCCGAAACUUUAAAGUCUAUCAAUAAAAGAGCACCAACAGUUUUGAUAUUUUAUCUAUCAGAAGAUAAUUUUUUAAUUGUCAAACGUUCUUUGGCUCCAGCUUCACCAAUGUGAGAAUUUGCCAUCCUUAUUUGUUUUAUAUAAUUGUAAAUGGAAUACAUGUAUUUGAGCCUUACAGGAAGUUAAAAGUUUAUCCUGAAUUUGUUGCUAGAGGAAAGUCAGAUUGAAAUCAAAGGGGUUCAACCUCUGAGGAGCAGGAAUGCUGUUAGUAAAUGCACGCUGAUGCUUAGAUUUUGAUAUUCAAGUUUAAGUAGAAGUAUCAAAAUAUACCUGAUAGUGGCGCUAAAAGAAGAUCAAGAUCUUUUUUAUUUUUUAUCUUCUGGGGAACAUGAAUAUUUGUCAUUAAUUUCAUCCAUAUGCCCCCCUUCAUUCUGUUCAUUGUUAGGGAUCAAAUCAUAAGUCAAGUUUGGAAAAUUUGUCCUAAUGACGAUGCAAGAGGAAAAGGUCGAGAGGUCACUGAAAUCAAAGGGGUUCAUGCUCAAAGUAGAAGAAUCAAAAUUUGCCUGAUCAUGUUGCAUGCACAGAAAUCAGAUGUCAAUUUUUUUUAGUAGCUUCAUCCUCUGAGGAACGUGAAUAAUUACGAUUAAUUUCGUCCAUAUUCGCCACUUUGCUCUGCUCCUUGCUAUGGAUCAAAUCAUAAGUCAGAUUUGAAAAAUUCGUCCUGAUGGUGGUGCUAGAGGAAAGACCAGGGAGGUUUCAUCCUCUGGGGAGCAUGAACGUCACAGUCAGUGUGAUAUCAGCCCGGGUGGUAGUUGAUCUGAUAUUCUACUUAGGUGCUGGACAGAGGGCUCAGUUUUUAUUGUUGCUAAGGCAAUGACAGUGCAGGGACACUAAGGUACACAAGACCUGCAAACACUGACCAAUGAGAGCAAAGUGAGCUUUUCCAAGAGGGCGGGGCUUAAAUAGACAGAUGCUACAACUCAGACAAAGGGUGAAUCCAGGUGUUCCAGCAGACAGGAUAAGGAAAAUGGUGUUUUUACACUUAAACACAUUACAAUAUGUUUUAGUAGAAACCCAGAACACACAUCUGAACCUGAAAACGAGCCUCAUACGUCCCUUUUUGUGCCUGAUAUGUGUUGUUGAUGCAGCUGCUGACAGUCCUGCAGAUAUCCGCUCACCUCUGCACGUCACAGCUGAGUUGGCUGAGUGUGUUAUUUGUGGUUUCCCCGCUGUGUGUUGGAGCUCUCUGGUCAGUGUCGCCCCUCGUUACUUCCCACCUCUUUACCUCCUCAGUGUGAGGCUGAGCCGUUUGGCGUUUAGCAGAAGUAUUUAUUAAACCUGUUAGCUCUGUGCGGCGGGGGAGGUGGGCGCCACUUCCCGCGGUGCUGCAGUCUCACACAAACCCAGGAUUAAUGACACCUGUACAUGCUUCAGUCCACUAACACCCCCAACCCUCCCUCCGUUCACACGGCACAGCAGAGAAACCCUAAUUACAACCCGAGGCUCUGCACAUUACCGGCGAUAAUUUGCGACAGUAAAAAGCGAGCUGGUUUGGAAGUUCAUUCAUUCUGAGUGUCGUGUUAAUGGCUGCUGAGGGUAAUGUGAGAUUUCACCUGUAGUGAUGCACACCAGCUGAGACUGGAUGGAUGAAAGUAGAGGCACAGUGAGAGAGAACGCUACAAAAAGUCUCCCUAACAGGUCAUUUAGUCUCCAACUGAGGCCUGAAGUCUUAAACAAAGGAGAAAUCAGCCGGCGGAGGGAGAUUAGUUCACCUGUUUCCAAGUCAGGAGUCACCUGAGUAAAGGACUGAGCGACAAAGAAUCUGGCAUCUGUCUCAACCUCAGGCUCUGGACCCCAAGUUGAUUCAAAAACUUGGCAGAAAUCUUAACUCAGUUGCAAAAGUGGAUCACUAAAACAUAGCCCCAUCUGCAGAAAGACUUUCACAUCUAUGAAGGUGAAGUUUGUGUGCAGACAGCCUCUUGUUUUCCAUCGUGUGCAGCCGUCCUGCAUUUUUGAAAACCUGCACCCACCCAUACACGUACCAAUUACCCGUCAUUAUGUCUAAGUCAAACCCGCACCCGCCUGCACUCAUUAAUAAAAGUCCCGCGGUCGGACCUGCACCCGUGAUCAAACCCCCCAGACUCCAGUCCCUCACAUUGAGCUGGUUCUCCGUUCUUGAACUGGACAUCUCUUUGACUGGAUGGUGAACACAUCCAAUCACUGCCAGG
Epinephelus lanceolatus (giant grouper) is the source of this 4185-nucleotide messenger RNA. NCBI's taxonomy places the organism in Eukaryota, Metazoa, Chordata, Actinopteri, Perciformes, Serranidae. The record is from RefSeq and is a predicted model, not a curated record.